Molecule: messenger RNA, 2966 nt
Organism: Sceloporus undulatus (fence lizard)
Lineage: Eukaryota; Metazoa; Chordata; Lepidosauria; Squamata; Phrynosomatidae
Gene: SLC3A2
Product: solute carrier family 3 member 2
Exons: 11
Coding region: 180-1934 (584 amino acids)
Biological process (GO): carbohydrate metabolic process; amino acid transport
Source: RefSeq, a predicted model, not a curated record
GCCUUCACUACCCUGAGGGCCCCCGCGAGGGACCAGGAAGCAGCGGCGCCCCGAGGAGGAGAGCCGGCCUCCUCCCUCCGCCUGGGCUCCGGCAAGUGGCGCCUCGGCUUCACCGCCUCCUGCCUCACCGCCGCUGCCGUUGCCACGGAAACAUCCAUCCUUUCCAUCAGUUAACUAAAAUGGCUGCCCCAAAGACAGAGGAGCUAGGAGCCGGAGAAACUCCCACGAUGGUGCAAGGAAGAAUAGACCUCGAGAAGAAAGGGAACAAAGGCGACACCAUGAGCACCCCGGGAGUGACCCCCGACGUGGAGCUGGACAUGAAAGACGUAGAGCUGAAUGAGAUGGAUACGGAGAAGCAACCCAUGAAUGCCUCUUCCCCUUUGGCCAGCUCCCCGGGAAGCCUGGGGGAGAAGAAUGGGGCCGUGAUGGUGAAGGUGACGGAGGAGAAGGACCGUGACACAUCAUCCAAGUUCACCGGCCUUUCCAAGGAAGAGCUUCUGGAGGUGGCCGGCACCCCAGCUUGGGUGCGCACCCGGUGGGCCCUCCUCAUCCUCUUCUGGCUGGGCUGGUUGGGCAUGUUGGCAGGGGCCAUCGUCAUCAUCGUCCAGGCCCCCCGCUGCAAGGACCUGCCCAAGCAGGAAUGGUGGCAGAAAGGGGGCAUCUACCGCAUCCAGAAGGUGGAGGGGUUCCAGGAUUCAGCUUCCGAUGGUGUUGGUGACCUAGCAGGUCUAAAGCAGCGAAUGGAUUAUUUAAGUUCUCUCAAAGUGAAAGGUUUGGUGCUUGGGCCGCUCCAUGUUAAUCCCAAAGAUAACCAAGCUGGAACUAACCUCCAGAAUGUCGACACCAAUUUGGGGACACUGGCGGAGUUCCGGGAUGUUCUGCAGGCCGCAAAGAAAAAGAGCCUGAAGAUCAUCUUAGAUCUGACACCCAACUAUCGGGGUGAAUCCCCUUGGUUCAGCCAACAGAUCUAUCUGAACUAUGAUCUCCAGGAGAAAAUGAAGGAAGCAAUUGAAUUCUGGCUGAAAGAAGGCGUAUCUGGGAUCCAGAUUGGAAGCGUUGAGCAUUUAAAUGACACUCAGAUCUUGAACAUCUGGAAGAAUCUGACAGAACAAUAUGCUGAAGACCAUGCGAGAGUGCUGAUUGCAGUGACAAAGAAACAAGAUGCCCAUGGCAUUUUUACCCUUCUCAAUGAGACAACCGGCGUGGAUGUGCUGACCAGCGACUACCUUAUGGGUCUGGCGAAAAGCGGCCAAGAGGAUACCACAAGGGGAAAGGCUGCUUCCAACAUGAUAACAAACUACAUCAAAGCAGCUGGAGACAAGUGGGCUGGAUGGAGUGUGGCAAGACCCAAUUUUGGACGUUUGGACAAUCUGGGCGAGCAGUUUCUUCGCUUGUAUCACAUGCUCCUCUACACAUUGCCAGGGACUCCUUUCACAGACUAUGGUGAUGAGAUUGGGCUGCGUGACCUUCCUGGACAGCCUGCAACAUCCAAUGUCACUCGCAUGCAGUGGGACAAUUCAGCAAACUUUGGCUUCUCCAAAGGGCCUGAGCAACCGGGCAGCCAGUCAACGAGUAACGCCACAGUACAGUUACAGAGUGGCGACACGGGUUCGGUCUUGACGCUCUUCCAGCAGCUGAGUGACCUGCGGGGCAAGGAGCGUUCCCUUCUCCAUGGCGAAUUUUCCAAGGCCUCCAGCACCAGUCCGAGCGUCUUCUCCUACUUGAGGAUCUGGGAUCAGAACAAGCGCUUCCUUGUGGUGCUCAACUUUGCCGCCCAAGAGACCACCGUUUCUGUAUCGCACCCUCACCUCCCUCCGGAAGUCACAGUGGAGCUCAGCACAAAUCCCAGUCGGGAGGAGGAGCAGCUGAGCGUCCAGGACCUCAAGCUGGGUCCCUUGGAAGGGCUUUUGCUCAGUUACAUAUACGUGGCUUAGGUCCAGGUUCCUCCUAGACUUCCUUCUGGCGGAGAGGGCAGCAGGAGGGUUUUCUGUGCUCCUGCCCUUAGAAGGAAGCAGUGUUUGAGUUCUUAAGAGGAAGCAGCAUUCUCUUGUCUCUCAUUUUGCCUGAACUCUCUUAACGCAUCUGUUUCAUCUCUUCUCCUGCCUGCCUAAUUCUUUAUACAUUCCUGCCAGUGAUCUCUGGAGUUGUUCAGUAGGAGAAACACGUCCCAAACAGAUAUUGUUAGACUUCUGCUUCAUCGGUCCCCGAUUAUUGGCCAUGCUUGCUUAGGCCGAUGUAUGUUCGGGUCCAGAAACGUUUGGAAGAACACAAGGCCCCACUCUUCCAUUUAGAUUUAGAUAUCAUCCCCCUUGCCUACAGCAACAACAAAAUUGGAAACUAUUGAGACCUACGUGGCAACCGAUAGCAGAUAUUUUAAACUUUCAGUCCAUCAGGUGUUUUGGACUUCCAGGUCCCAGAAUCCCUGACUGUUGGUCAAGCUAGUUUGGGCUUCUGGACGUUGGUGAACCAUAGCUUGAAAACCACUGUUUUUGGUGACUAGUUUUGGCCGGGGAGUCUCCAUGUCCCCCAACCGCUUCUGAAAAUGUAAAACAUUCAGAAAGAAGAAUGUAUAGAAACUGCAAGGGACAGGGUAAAAACCUCAUGCAAAUGAUCUUCAUGCUGUCAUAGGGUUUGAUUUGGGGAUUUUAACUUUUCUUACUGCUAAAUGAUUGUUCUCAGUGUUUGAAUUUUGCUCGAUUUUGUGCCAGGUGAGUCCAUAGAUACAGUUCUGAAGAGCAGUCGGGGAAACUGGUUAUUUCCCCUUUACGUGUGCCUCUGUUGCCAUUUGGUCACUGCUUGGCAAACUCCCUUGAGUCUUGACAUAAUAUAUCGAAACUACAUACCUUUACCACUUCUUAGCUUUUCGUACUGACCGAGUACAGACUAGGGUCGGAUGUGUCUUAUUCUCCAAUGCUGUUGAAGGCUGGCCUCUGGAAUAAGUUGAAUAAAUUUUCUCUUUUCUCUGC